Oncorhynchus masou masou (cherry salmon) is the source of this 1601-nucleotide messenger RNA. RefSeq names its product probable inactive tRNA-specific adenosine deaminase-like protein 3. The record is from RefSeq and is a predicted model, not a curated record. Lineage: Eukaryota; Metazoa; Chordata; Actinopteri; Salmoniformes; Salmonidae. The transcript has a single exon. Bases 285 to 1379 code for a protein of 364 amino acids. Gene Ontology annotation, molecular function: tRNA-specific adenosine-34 deaminase activity. Gene Ontology annotation, cellular component: cytoplasm; nucleus.
GGGGGAUAUUAUAUGCAGUCGGACAUCAACAAGCAUGGAUGGAAACGGAGAGCUAGCUCCACGUAUCUGAAAUCUGUCACGUUUCACACUUCUAAUCAAAGCUGGUCAACAAGGUAAUUUUAAUUCAUCAAUCGGUAAUGUUAAGUAUACACUGACAGUCUUUUUCCGCAUGCUCUGAAACAACCUUACAUCUCUGCGCCACUACAUCCAAUGUUUAUCUUCUUGUAAACAUUUGGUCUGUAUCCGAGUUGUUUCAUCCUGAUUUUUAACAGAGGUGCUUUGAAAUGGAGCCACAACCCAAACGCAGAAAAGAAUAUGAGUGUGACAUCGACUCCUGGGUUGCUUACCCUGUGCUGUCCAACGAGCAGUCUCAAGACAUUGAGCUAACCGAGGCCUUUGCAGCUCCCAUCAUCAACAAGAAAGAAACCUCUCGUUUGAUCAAGGAGUUGGCCAAAGUAUACCCAUUACCUGGACUUCAGCACAUCAAGAGAGUACGGUCAUGCAAGGAUAAGGGCAGCCCUCACCCUCUGGAGGUCAUUGUAUGCCUUGCCAGUGAUGCACCAGUCAUUGGCCGUAGUAAGGAGCUGCACAUAUCUGAUCUGUCGUCAUCCGGUAGAUUAAACUGUGAAGGUCUAGGAUACCCUUUCCUAGUCAAGAUACCAGCAUGCCCUCCUUUGACCAGACCGCAGUUUGAGCAGGCCAGCAAACACUGGCCCACCUCCUUUCACGAGGACAAACAGGUGACUGUGGCCCUGAGGGGCCAGCUGUUCACCUCCUCUCAGAAAUCAAAGAUGCAGGAGUACAUGAUGGCUGCUGUGGCUGCAGCCAGAGCGGGGCAGGAGAGUGGCAUGGAGGCUGUGGGGGCUGCGGUCGUUGACCCAGAGGCAGAGAGGAUCCUCGCUGUGGGACAUGACUGCCAGCAAGGCGGGCACCCACUUCAUCACGCCAUCAUGGUUUGCAUUGACCUUGUGGCACGUGGGCAGGGGGGUGGGGCCUACACCUAUGACAAGUACCCCGCCUGCCAGUCUGUUUUGCCCUAUUCCUCACCCUCUCAAAAACAGGGCGCCACCACCAUGACAACCUGUGGGGUCGUGCAGGACGGGAACAGUGCAGAGGAGAGAGUUGAGCCAUACAUCUGCACCGGGUACGACCUGUAUGUUACUCGAGAGCCUUGUGUUAUGUGUGCCAUGGCGCUAGUCCAUUCUAGGAUAGGCAGAGUCUUCUAUGGGACAGCCUCUACCGAUGGGGCAUUUGGGACUAAAUAUAAAAUCCACGCUCAAAAAGAUCUGAAUCACCGCUUUGAAGUUUUCAAAGGAGUCUUGGACCAACAGUGUGAAGACCUUAACAGGCCUAUACACUAUAUCAAAAUGAAUGCUUAAAGGUUCACAUAAUUGUUACAGGAAUGCUCAACCAUUAUAAACGGAUUAAUCUCAUGUCAGACUACUAGGCACACACAGUUGAUGAACGAGACUAGAUCAACGUGUGAAUUACAUAAGUAACAUUUUACUUCUGGAAGAUUUUGAAUUACAUAACCACAUUUUAAUGUUUUACUUUGUUACUGUGUAAAAUUCAAUGCAAUAAAGUUUUGGCCACUGUGACAU